Molecule: messenger RNA, 2082 nt
Organism: Anopheles coustani
Lineage: Eukaryota; Metazoa; Arthropoda; Insecta; Diptera; Culicidae
Exons: 2
Source: RefSeq, a predicted model, not a curated record
AUGUUUUUAUCGAUUUCAUUUUAGGUUCUCCAGUCAUCCACGUGGUUGGUAUGUGUCGCGCUUUUGCUCUCCAAAGCAUCAGCCGUGGUAAACAAUGCGAAUCAAUCGAAUCACGAAGCACAACGUCGAGAAGCGCCGCUGUCGGACUCUUAUGGUCCUCCGCUUCCCACGGGCCCUGAACUUCCUGCACCAGUAUACGGAGUUCCUGCUGUAGCCAACUAUCCACCUCCUCCACCGGAUAUACCGCCACCUGCGCCGCCAGUCCAGGUGCCGCACAAAGAGUACGGUGUUCCGGUGCAAAAUUAUGGGCCUCCGCAUGUUAACAUCGAGUACGGACCACCACCAGCCCCAGCACCAAAGCCAGUCUUCAAUUCACAUCCCAAACCUCAGUACCACCAUGGCCCUCCACAACAGCACCACCCGAAAAAGUCAUCAUCCUUCCUGGAGCAGCUGUUCUCGACGUUUGGAUUCGGCGGUGGUAGCGACAGCCAUCAUCAACACCAUCCACCGAAACCGAUUUACGGCCCUCCGGGGCCCGUCUACGGACCUCCCUCGGGACCUAAACCAGUCUACGGCCCACCUUUGCCACCACCUGCACCGGUCUAUGGACCACCGGUGCACCAACAAGCUCCACCGAAACCGUCUUAUGGUGCCCCGAGACCCGCCUAUGGUCCACCACCACAAUCCAGCUCCUUCUCGGUUCAGUCGGCCAGUUUUGGUCACCACCAUUUAGGAGCUUCCGUUCAUGCUCCACCGACUCCUCCCGAGAUCAAGUGUGACGGCUGGAAACCCAUCGCUGGUCCCGUCGUUCAACCGGAGGUACACGCUCCAGAAUCCUCCUACGGGCCUCCACCGAGUGGAGAUUUUUUGGGAAAUCAUAACCACCAGCACGAUUCUGCUGGGGCUAGCCUUGACGUGAGUGACAUUGGACUGCAACUGCCGAAACUUGAACAUGGCCCUGUUUUCAACGCCCAUUCGGAGCACCAUUCCAGUUUGGAAGUUCCUAAGGGUAACAGUUUCGAGGUUCAUUCGAAUUUCAUUAGCGACUCUUAUGGAGCACCGCCGGCGGAUUCGUUCCUUCCUGGCAGCUACAAGCCUUCAUUCUCCAAGCCUUCAGUCCCUCUGCCGCCUCCACCAUCGCCACAAAAACUUCACUUCGCACCGACCCAACACUACGGACCCCCGCAACGCCACCCAGGGCUUGGUAUCUCACACGGCAGCGUGAGCGGAAAUUUGAAACCAUGGCCAGUGGCUGGAUCGCCUCCCCGUCAUCCGAUUGCCUACCGGCCACCCGUACCACAGGGUCUCAUAGAGUCGAUCGGACAUGCCGUGGAGCAUGAGGAGAACUUUGGAACCAAACCAGCUUACUCCGGCGAUGUCUAUCUUCCGCCUCCAACGCGCGAUGCUACUCACGGUGGAUCGUCUAGCUCGGAACUGAAUGCUCUUCCAUCGGAACAGCCAGCCAAACCCUUCCUCACACAACAUCAACUACCACCCUCGGCCCAAGCCUUCGUUCAAGAGCCACGCUUCCAUUCGCAGGAUAUCGUGGCAGUGUCAAACGAUUGCGGUCACGGGCCCACCUCGGUUGACGUACAGCAGUCAGUUCAAACCAACCAGCUCUCGAUCGUCGGUCCAUCUGCCACAGCCAGCUACUCGGCCGACUACAGCAAUUCCAACUCUGUCGAGGGUCAUUACGAUAUAUCCGCCUCUGGUGGUCACGUUCACACUUCCAGCCUACCAGGACUCGAUAGUGGCAUUGGAGGAUUAGAGCUGAUCUCGGCACAAAAGUCCCAAAGCUUGACCAUUCCCGUGCAAGGACAGCACGGCGCCUACCAUCUGCAGUUUCAGUCAGCUGAUCCACAAGGAGCUGGCUCCGCUCCACACGAGCAGAUCCUCUCGGAAGGUCUGCUUCAAUCGAUAUUGAGUGCUAUCGAGCAGCCCCAGCAGCAUCGAUCGUCGGGCGAACCCGAUUCGUAUGAUCCUAAUAUCGACCAUAGUGAAGUGUCGGUGUUCCUGAAAAGCCCUGAAGGUCAGAAAACGCUACAAGAUCACCCUAAUGGGCACGUCGGCCAUAGAAGAUAA